Astyanax mexicanus (Mexican tetra) is the source of this 1026-nucleotide messenger RNA. Its product is annotated as mucin-22-like. The transcript has 2 exons. The record is from RefSeq and is a predicted model, not a curated record. Lineage: Eukaryota; Metazoa; Chordata; Actinopteri; Characiformes; Acestrorhamphidae. The annotation marks the transcript as partial.
ACAGCAUCUUCAGAUACAACACCUUCUUCAACAUCUGCUGCUGAAACUACAACACAAGGAACUACGGCAUCUUCAGAGACAAUAUCUGCUUCAACAUCUGCUGCUUUAACUACAGUACAAGUAACUACAGCAUCUCCAGAAACAACCUCUGCUUCAACAUCUGCUGCUGAAACUACAGGACAUGUAACUACAGCAUCUUCAGAGACAAACCCUGCUUCAACAUCUGCUGCUGAAACUACAGGACAAGUAACUACACCAUCUUCAGAGACAACGCCUGCUUCAACAUCUGCUGCUGAAACUACAGGACAAGUAACUACAGCAUCCUCAGAGACAACAUCUGCUUCAACAUCUGCUGCUGAAACUACAACACAAGGAACUAUGGUAUCUUCAGAGACAACAUCUGCUUCAACAUCUGCUGCUGAAACUACAGCACAAGUAACAACACCAUCUUCAGAGACAACCCCUGCUUCAACAUCUGCUGCAGAAAUUUCAGCACAAGUAACUACACCAUCUUCAGAGACAACGCCUGCUUCAACAUCUGCUGCUGAAACUACAGGACAAGUAACUACAGCAUCCUCAGAGACAACCUCUGCUUCAACCCCUGCUUCAACAUCUGCUGCUGUAACUACAACACAAGGAACUACGGCAUCUUCAGAGACAACCUCUGUUUCAACAUCUGCUGCUGAAACUACAGCACAAGUAACUACAGUAUCUUCAGAGACAACCCUUGCUUCAACAUCUGCUGCUGAAACUACAGCACAAGUAACUACAGCAUCUUCAGAGACAACCCCUCCAUCAACAUCUGCUGCUGUAACGACAGCACAAGUAACUACAGCAUCUUCAGAGACAGCCUCUGCUUCAACAUCUGCUGCUGAAACUACAGCACAAGUAACUACAGCAUCUUCAGAGACAACCCCUGCUUCAACAUCUGCUGCUGAAACUACAGCACAAGUAACUACAGCAUCUUCAGACAAAAGUAACUAUAGCAUCUUCAGGGACAACUUCUGCUUCAACAUCUCCUGCUGA